GCCGCCCGGCCCUUCGAACGCCCGCGUUGGAGCCGCCCCUCCUUCGGCCUCCUGAGCCAAUGGGAAGGCCGCUUCCGCGCUGAUCGGCACCCGCUGGAGAGCUUGGAGGAAGUCGGGGAUUCGGACGGAGUUGGGAGAACGGCGGGUGCUGCUCUGCUCGCCGCAGGGUCUCCGGGAGGCGGCAUGGCCAUGGCCCUUCGCCCGAGGGCGGAAGUGUUCAGAAAGAAGGUCCUGGAGAAGCUCUUUCCUGCUCCUCCUGAUGCACUUUCUUCAGAUCCAGAGAGAAGUGCAGUUCUGAGAACUUCAGUUUCAAAGCUGGGCCAGGAGGAUCCUGUGAAUCCGCCAGCUUUGGAAGGAUCUUCUAGUUCACCAGUUGAAAAGAAAAAUAGUAUGAUUCUGCCGUCAAGAAAAAUAUAUACAGUGAGUCCACCUCCUGAAGAUUACAUGCCAACCACUAAUGAUGACAUAAGUGAUGAGAACUUGGAAGGUGAUGACAGUGACAGUGAUGCUGAUGUUUCAGAGGAGGAUGGUCAAGGUCAACCCCAAAGGAAGCGCAUUCGAAGGAAGAAAAGAAAGAAUGGUUUGCAAAACCCUGAUAAUUUACACAGAGGCCCAGCUGAAUAUGAGGAGCCUAAAAAUCCAAUUGAAGAAAACUUACAGCUGGUGCGCUCAGAAGGCCCAAACUUGAGUCGGAAUCAAAAGAGGAAAAUGAAAAAGAAACGGCAAAAAGAAAAGAUGAGAGCAUCUGGCUUGCUGACGAAACCAGCUGCGAUAGAGUUCAUGUAUAAGCCUGAGACAGAGGAGAGAAUAAGCUUUGAAGAGGCACAUAAAAAAGCAAAUGACAUUCUGGAUUUUCUGCAAGCAACACAAGAAAUUUAUUUCUCAGAGAAGCGAUCCAAGUGUGCAGAGUCUGCUGUGAGUUCACAGAGCGUUGGUGAGGUUUUACAGAGUCUUGAAUCGGACAGCGUGUCUUCAUCAGAUAUCACUCUUCUGCAUCGCAUGAAAUCCCUUGUCCUUCUGCAGGAUGUUGAGAGAAUCAAGGAUGCUGUGGAAGAGUUCCGCAUGCAGACUGCAAUGCCUCCUGACCACGCCAAGGCAAUCUCUUCUCUGUUUCUUUACUGGGUUACAGACAUCCUUCCCGGAAAGGACAGGAAAUAAGCUGAAAGCACAGGUCCAUCUGCACAGAGUUACAACCUCAUACAUGACUCCAAAAUGAAUCCGAGAACGUUCAGAGAUGCCACUCACUUCUGCAAACUGCAACUUCAGCUCAGACACGAUUGUUCUUUUCUAUCUACUGUAGCAAAAAGUGAAUGUUCAGUGUUGGAAAUGGUUUCAUUUCACCUUGUGCUAGAUGAAAAGAGGAACAUGUAAGCACUUGUUACCCCUUUAAUGUGAACCCCUAUUUAGUUUAUAUUGCUUCUGGAU
Pogona vitticeps (central bearded dragon) is the source of this 1425-nucleotide messenger RNA. RefSeq names its product glutamate rich 1 (gene ERICH1). The record is from RefSeq and is a predicted model, not a curated record. Lineage: Eukaryota; Metazoa; Chordata; Lepidosauria; Squamata; Agamidae.